GCUGUUUACAAUGUGAGGAAAUGACGUCACAAUGUUGUGAAUUGCUAAUAAGCGUCCACAGUUAACACACUGACAAGUCACUUUGACUCAACCUUUCUCCACUGACCCUCUUCUCAGGAAUACAUUUGAGGCAACGUGAGAGCUCUUCAUGUCCUCACACUUUCUGUCACAUUAGAAAACCACCAUGGACCUCCACAAAAUCAUCCACGGUGCGUUGCACGAGUUCUUACAGACUUACAUCCCCGAUGCAGAUCUCAGCACACUGGACGAUGUCCUCCUGUCCUACAUCACUGGAGUCCUGGAAGAUCUCGGCUCCCAGCAAAGUGUGGAGGAGAACUUUGACGUGGAGGUCUUCGCCGAGAUGCUGGAAGCCUACAUUCCAGGAUUUGCAGAAAUUGAUAGUGUCAAAGUGUGCGAAAUGAUGUUUAGUCUGGCGUCCACGCUAGCUACAGCUCGCACCUCAGUGAGUGGAGAAAAUAGCGUGCCAAAAGCAGAAGACGGCUCAUUGAAAAUCGCCUCUCACCGGUCAAGUGAAGCCCCAACUGGCAGGGAAAUGCAGUGCCUACAAACACAGACAGAGGGCGCCACAGCCGAGCUUCCAGUAUCCGAAUUGGAAAGUCAAGAGCAGCACUUGCUGGAGAUGUUUCCCAAGUGCAGUCUGUCCGAGGCCCGCAGCGCUCUAUCUAUUGCCAAAGGGGACAUGGAGGAAGCCGUGCGCCUCAUCAUCGAGGGCGACGUCCAACUCAGCCCCACCCCGCUCAACGUAAAUCAAGGGAAGAAUAUCUCCUCUGUGGCGGAUCAGAAACUGAAAGAAAGCAUCCUUGAGAAGUACAUGCUGGUCGACAACGAAGAGGACAAGAAAACGCAUCGACCCGUCGCUCCCAAAGAGGCUCCCAAAAAGCUGGUUCGCUACCACGGCAACCAGGUGGUGAGCACCAAAGGGGAACGCUAUCAGGUGGUGAAGAAGAACGAGGCGGACGACAUGAAGAAGACAUACGUCAAUCUCAAACCGGCUCGCAAAUACCGAUUUCAUUGACAGCGCGGCGGCGAUUAUGCACUGAUAUGUUGAUUCAUUUUGUGUUUUAUUUAUACAAGUGCUCUGGUUUGAAUUGGAUUUUUUUCUCCUUCCGCAAAUAUCGUGAGCUUUUUUAAUAAUGUUACCAUAUAUAGUGGUUUCCUGUUACAUUUCAUUUGAGUUUUGGUUGGAGUUUUUUUUUUUCUUUUUUUAUUAUUGCAUAUUUUGUAAAACCCUUCACUGUUUAUUUUUGUUGUUGUUGUUUUUUUUUUUUAACAGUCCUUAACUUUUUUUUUGAGUGUUGAAAGGAAGCAACAGUUGUUCCAUGCCUAUUUGUGAUUUGCUACUUGCGAAUCUGCCCCUGCACCAAAGCCCUGUAUAAAGAAAAGUAGUGCUUUGGUGCCAUUUUGUGGCAUCUAUAUAGACUUAUGGAUCAUUCGUGGGGGAUUUACUACAACAAUUUGUGAAGUUUUAGUGGUGCUUUACAUAUUUUCUUCAUUCAACUGCUUAUACUGUACAUAAGAGAUCACUGAUUUUUUUUUUUUUUUUUUGGGCUGUGCCGCAAAUCAGGAGACUGAUUUCUGAUCGCUUGCACUGUGGUUUCCCUCCAGAUAAAUCAUUACACAUAUUAUUGUACAGUAUCUUGAACGAGUGUUUCUGAGGCACUCUGUGUUUUAGACUUGCGGGUAUAUUUAUUAUUAGAUGACAACUUUUCUAUUACUGCGCCAACACUCGGAUAAAAGAGUCGAGUCUGUAUAAGCUAAACGCGUCUCCGUAUCAUUUCAAUUGAGAAAUAGGAAAGAGGAAUAACAAAUGUUGGUGCCUGAUGAAAAACACGUCGGUAGGAAUUGUGGUUUUAUUCAAAAGAAAACCUUACCAAUAAAUAUAAAGCCACAAAAUUUGGAGACAUGUUUUUAAUUGGACAAUAAGCUGCAUCAAAAGUAACAUUUGAAGACGCCAAGAAAUUAUUUACAGCGGUGCCUUGAGAUAAUUGUUGAAUAAAUUCCAAAACCGUGCAUCUUUCUAUAUUGAAAUCCAAUUAUUAUUUUUUUUUUAAAUGAGACAACUUGCAUUUUAUAAAAUUGUUUAAAACAGUUUUUGUCAUACUAUUUUCUUCAGUUGAAUGGACAUAUGUGUUGCUUCCCCGGGUGUGUGCACCUGGGACAGGAUAACGCGUACAUAAGGAUUUUCAAAUAUAUACGAAGACAUACCGUAUAUAUCCUUUGCAAUCAGACAGUCGUGCAUCACAAGUCGUUUUUAAAGAAUUAUAUGACUGAGUAUUAUAUUUGUCUACGUGUUGCCUCACCGUUUGUGUUCAAAUAUAUCCAUUCUAACUCAGCUACAGAGAUACUACAUUAGCCCGGUUAUGGUGUUUCGCAUUGAGUUCGCUUUACCAUUAAGCAAACAGACUUAAAGGAGUCUUGUCAUUUGUAUCUCAAGGCACCACUGAAAUUCUCACAUUGCUGAGUGUGUGUUGUGAAAACUUUCAGGAUGUAACUUGGUAAUCUUCAAUCAUGACAUUUUUAAUUGUUUUUUUUUUUUUUUUAAACCAUUUGGAGUGAGCUGUUAGCCAAUGUUCCAACACUGGUCAAUUGUAUUUCUACUGGAUACUCUUUAUUUCCUAAUUAAAUAGCAGCGUUGGUGUCUGUGACUGACAUGAUGAUCGGUUUUACUGUAAUGCGUGCAGUGGCUAUUGGUUGAACUUGUAACGCCUCCUUGCUUAAAUGAAAACGCACAAUUUAUAGUAAAGACUAAUUUUGUAGACUAUAA
Hippocampus comes (tiger tail seahorse) is the source of this 2785-nucleotide messenger RNA. RefSeq names its product CUE domain containing 2 (gene cuedc2). Lineage: Eukaryota; Metazoa; Chordata; Actinopteri; Syngnathiformes; Syngnathidae. Bases 185 to 1036 code for a protein of 283 amino acids. The record is from RefSeq and is a predicted model, not a curated record. The transcript is spliced from 9 exons. Gene Ontology annotation, molecular function: ubiquitin binding.